Helianthus annuus (common sunflower) is the source of this 465-nucleotide messenger RNA. RefSeq lists its product as uncharacterized. Bases 1 to 465 code for a protein of 154 amino acids. The transcript has a single exon. The record is from RefSeq and is a predicted model, not a curated record. Lineage: Eukaryota; Viridiplantae; Streptophyta; Magnoliopsida; Asterales; Asteraceae.
AUGGUGGCAUCUCGUGAUCAUCAGGAAAGCUACGCUGAUAAGCAUAGGAACCCGUCGGAAUUCCAAGUUGGUGACAUGGUGUUGUUAAAAGUUUCACCUUGGAAAGGUGUUGUUCAUUUUGGAAAACGGGGCACACUAAAUCCGCAUUAUGUCGAACCAUUUGAAAUCACGGAAAGAAUUGGCAUAGUGGCAUAUAGACUGAACUUACCGGAAGAACUUAGUGGUGUGCACAAUGUCUUCCACGUGUCGAAUCUGAAGAAAUGUUUAUCAGAUGAGGCACUCAUUGUUCCUUUCAAAGAACUCACGAUUGAUGAUCAGAUCCGUUUCAUGGAGGACCUAGUUGAAAUCAUGGAUCGAGAAAGCAAAACACCCAAGCGCAACAAGAUUCCUAUUGUUUUAGUUAUUUGGAACUCAAGAUGUAGCCUAGAAUUUACUUAUGAACUAGAAAAUCAGAUGAUGCGCUAA